Messenger RNA from Limanda limanda (common dab), 2326 nucleotides. It is a transcript of the gene u2af2a, whose product is annotated as U2 small nuclear RNA auxiliary factor 2a. Gene Ontology annotation, molecular function: pre-mRNA 3'-splice site binding; poly-pyrimidine tract binding. The record is from RefSeq and is a predicted model, not a curated record. The transcript has 13 exons. Gene Ontology annotation, biological process: mRNA processing. Gene Ontology annotation, cellular component: nuclear speck; U2-type prespliceosome; commitment complex. The coding region runs from base 535 to 2076 and encodes 513 amino acids. NCBI's taxonomy places the organism in Eukaryota, Metazoa, Chordata, Actinopteri, Pleuronectiformes, Pleuronectidae.
GGGAACCUGGGAGACGGGUAAAGAAGCGGGCAUAGCGAAACCUUUAUUGUUUUCGUCGGGCUCGAACCUUUUAUCAGCGAACACAUUUUACUCGUUAAGCCGAACGACGGCGCCUCGCGGGCCACUGAUCCGCCCGGAUAUCCGUUUGGCUCGGUGACGACUCUCAUUCAUUCGGGAUUCGUGCUCGCUAGCUGGCUAACGAGGCUCCGCACCAGCAGGCCCGUCCUCCUGGACUUUGCUACAAGCUAGUAAGCUAACGUUAGCAGGCUAACCCAUGCGCACACGUUUCCCUUUUUCAACGAUUCUGUCUGUGACGUUGUGAAUUCGCACCACGCCUUGUAUGUGUGCAGCCUUUAACUCUUUUUGUUAAUUCCUUUGAAAGGCCGGCCGCUGGUUGUAGCUAACUUACCUCCGCUGCACAGGCGAGACGCUUGUUUUUAAAAGUGUUGCCCACCUAGCUGCUAGCUUGAGCUAGCCACAACGCCAAGUGAACAACGCAGUCACCGGGAGCGAAGCAGCCUCCAGAUCCCAGAGAUGUCGGACUUCGACGAAUUCGAGAGGCAGCUCUCUGAGAACAAACAAGCUGAAAGGGACAAAGAGAACCGCCACCACCGCCGGUCCUCCUCCCGCAGCCGCAGCAGAGACAGGAAAAGGAGGAGCAGAGACAGGGACAGACGCAGCAGGGACCGCCGUGGGGACAGUAAGGAGCGCAGGCACAGGCGCAGCAGACAGCAAACCCCCCCGCCCAUCCAGAAAGCUCCUGCGCGCAUGCGUGUUUUUGUAUCUGGAAAGGAGGGAAGAGACUCAGAGAACAUGGAGAGUCUACAGACACGCUCACCAACCAGCUUCCCCCAGGAAAAUGCUGGAAGCCGUUCUCCACACCGUGAGAAGAAGAAGAAUAAGGUGAAGAAGUACUGGGAUGUUCCUCCACCUGGUUUUGAACACAUCACUCCCUUGCAGUACAAAGCCAUGCAAGCUGCAGGCCAGAUCCCAGCCACAGCCCUCCUGCCAACCAUGACUCCAGAUGGCCUGGCUGUUACUCCCACCCCAGUACCUGUAGUGGGCAGCCAGAUGACCCGGCAGGCCCGCCGGCUCUACGUCGGCAACAUCCCCUUUGGUAUCACAGAGGAAUCCAUGAUGGACUUCUUCAAUGCCCAAAUGCGUUUGGGUGGUCUAACUCAGGCCCCUGGAAACCCUGUCCUUGCAGUACAGAUCAAUCAGGAUAAGAAUUUUGCCUUCCUUGAGUUUCGUUCAGUGGAUGAAACCACACAGGCAAUGGCCUUUGAUGGCAUCAUCUUUCAAGGCCAGAGCCUCAAAAUUCGCCGUCCCCAUGAUUACCAACCUCUGCCGGGCAUGAGCGAGAAUCCCAGUGUCUAUGUGCCUGGUACACAGACAAUUAAUGGUGUGGUGUCAACAGUGGUGCCUGACUCGGCUCACAAGCUCUUCAUUGGUGGCUUGCCCAACUACCUGAAUGAUGACCAGGUGAAGGAGCUGUUGACGUCAUUUGGUCCUCUGAAGGCCUUCAACCUGGUGAAAGACAGUGCCACAGGCUUAUCUAAAGGAUAUGCUUUCUGUGAAUAUGUUGAUGUCAACCUGAAUGACCAGGCUAUUGCUGGGCUGAAUGGCAUGCAGCUGGGAGACAAGAAGCUCCUGGUGCAAAGAGCAAGUGUGGGAUCCAAGAACGCCACUCUGACAAGUAUGAACCAGACUCCCGUGACGCUGCAGGUGCCAGGUAUGAACAGCUCAGUGUCUCAGAUGGGUGGCCUGCCCACUGAGGUGCUGUGUCUGAUGAACAUGGUGGCCCCCGAAGAGCUGAUUGACGAUGAGGAAUAUGAGGAGAUCGUGGAGGACGUCAAAGACGAGUGCAGCAAGUACGGCCAAGUCAAGAGCAUUGAGAUCCCUCGACCUGUGGACGGCCUGGAAGUGCCUGGGACUGGCAAGAUCUUUGUGGAAUUCACAUCCGUCUUUGACUCCCAGAAGGCCAUGCAGGGGCUGACAGGACGGAAGUUUGCCAACAGGGUGGUGGUGACCAAAUACUGCGAUCCAGACGCUUAUCACCGCCGAGACUUCUGGUAGAGGAAGCAUGAAGUAAAGAGGGAGGGGGUGGGGGGGUGUAUGUACUGCCUAUUCCAAAUCAGGCCCCUGAGUGAUUUGGUAGAGCUACAUUUCAAGUAGAUUUGAGAAUAUUAAGAGUUUGACAAAUGGUGACAUCCAAUUUAUCAUUUGAGAUCUACGUGAAAUGUCCAGCAGUUAAACAGUUAUUUGAAAUUUGGAACAGGAGAAACGUGGGGAGGGUUUAAAUCCAAAAUAAAAGAGGGGUUGUAGG